Sphenostylis stenocarpa is the source of this 1803-nucleotide messenger RNA. NCBI's taxonomy places the organism in Eukaryota, Viridiplantae, Streptophyta, Magnoliopsida, Fabales, Fabaceae. The record is from the annotation of a GenBank genome assembly.
AUGUCCCUGCUAUGUUCUGCUGCUCAUUUCAUUCAGAUGGAAUGUGAUGAAGGUACUGAAACACCCAAUUUGAAACCCCACAUCGAAAAAUUUCUUGAAGGAAUUCGUUUCUGGACUUGGUCUGAGCUCCUUGAAGCAUUGAAACAGUGUCAAGACUUAUUUUCUUUCAAAGGUUAUUUGGCUAUUCUGGACAGAAUUGUGGAUCACUUGAUAGAGAGGCUAGCAUCACCAGGCGUUACAAGUCCAAAUACGUGUUCCUCCAACAGAUCCAGCUUCCAGUUUUCUUGUGAUACAAGCAGCAAUAACAGCUGUAGAAAUAACUGCUCAGGGGCUACAUGGUGGUUCGAACAUCUCCUGUUCUUGAAGGUUGAUAUGUUGGACAAGGUCAUAAGGACAAUGCUAUCUUAUGAUUUUGAACAUGGUGUGGUCUCUAGCUUUCUGUUCUACUAUCACAACUCAACUUGUCUCGGUGCUGCACAAGAUGAGAAGAUUGAGGCUACCGAGGUUGUAAUCAAUCUUCUUUUGCUGCUAGAUUUGAGAUCAAUUUCUUGCAAGGAUUUAUUCAAUCUAAAUCGAAUGGCUGUUUGUUUGAAAAUGAGCACAAGUUGCAUAAACAAGAUAGAAGGUCUUAUAGGUCCUCUUCUGGAUCAAACAACCAUUGAUUAUCUACUUCUUCCAUCUCCACGACGGAGGGGUCAAGCAUAUGAUGUUGAUUUUGUCCUUAGACUCGUACACAUAUUUUUCUUUGGAGACAGUUUUGCAUUAACUUCAAAUCGACUUAAGAGAGUGGCGAAAAUGAUGGAUUUGUUCCUUCUGGAAGUUGCUCCAGAUCCCCAUCUCAAACCUUGUGAGUUUGAAGCGUUGAUUACAAUGCUCCCAGAUACUGCAAGGGAAUCUCAUGAUCAAUUAUACCUUGCCAUGGACAUGUAUCUAAAGGUCCACGCAGGAUUAAGUGAAAAAGAGGAAAUAAGUAUCUGUUGUACACUGAAGCAUGAGAAGCUGUCAGCAGAACUUUUGAGACAUCUUACUCGAAACUUGGUGUUUCCUUCAGAGGCAAAACCCAGAGCUUACAUUACCAAACAAAGCCGAAUGAAAACCUUGCUUCAGGAAAAUGAUCAUUUGAAAAACUUUUUUGAAUCCGUAUUUCGUAAAAGCUUCAAGAACAUGGAUGUUGAAAAGAGAAGCCAUGAUGCUGAAGAGCUUAGAGGAGAUAUGGAAGGAAUGCAGAGUGGGACCCAACUAAAGAGCACAACUCAAAACUUUGAUCGUGUCAAAUUUGUUUCUCUGCCUACUGCUAACAAAUGGAACAUUCUGCAAGAUAACUACCCUAUAGCAUGGAUCAACUCAGAUGAUAUCAGUAAUAAUCAGAGAGAGAAACUGAAGGUUCUUAAGCGUGUGCUGAGGAAUGUCAGUGAAAGUUCACCUGAAGGACUUUGCAUGGUUGAUGCAAUGAUGCGCUUAAAUAUUGAUUACCACUUCCAAGAGGAAAUUGAUGCAUUCUUACAGAAGCAAUAUGUGAUUUGCAACACUAAUUGGGGUACCUAUGGCAACGAUCUCCAUUAUAUUGCACUUUGCUUUCGUUUAUUACGACAACAAGGUUACUAUGUGUCAGCAGAGGUGUUUGACAAGUUCACAGACAAGGAGGGAAAGUUUAUCCAUAAACUAGGUGGAAAUAUGAAGGGAUUGAUAGAUUUAUAUGAAGCCUCACAAUUAAGCAUAGCAGGGAAAGACAUAUUGGAUGAGGCAGGGCAAUUUAGUGGGCUAUUCUUGAAGGAAAAACUGGCUUUUCUUGAUGAUCAUUAA